AUAAAAUUUUUCGAAUAUCUGGUGUUUUUGCAGAACACUAAUUAAUAUUAUUGCACAAUUAAAUACCUUUGGCUUUUGUUUAGCAGCUGUAAAUCAUUUUAAAAUUUCUAUUAACCAUAUACAUUUAGCUGUACUUUGUACAUAAUGAGAUAUGGCUAUGACUGUUAUAUGUAAAUAGUAUAAGGUUAUGUUUUAUCUGAUGUCUUUUGCCCGUCAAAAGUAAAACAUGGAUCCCAAUAUCUAUGCAUUAGUGCUAGAUACGCUUAACCGAGCCACCAGCCAAGAAGCUGAGGUUCUGAAGCCUGCAGAGAAGAAGCUACAAGAAUGGGAAAUAGAACCAGGAUUUUAUUCUGUACUAUUGAAUGUUUUAUCAAAUCAUUCAAUUGAUAUAAACGUCAGAUGGCUGGCUGUAAUGUGUUUCAAGAAUGGAGUGGACCGUUAUUGGCGGCGGAAUGCUCCAAAUGCCAUUACAGAUGAAGAAAAACACAAACUUCGGCAAGGACUUCUGACUACUCCAAUUUUAAAUGAGCCAGUCGCCCAAAUUGCAACACAACAAGCAGUAUUGAUUGCUAAAAUUGCUAGAUUUGAUUGUCCUACAAACUGGCCUAACCUGCUACCAGACCUGAUAGGAGCAAUGAAAGCACCACAACCACUGAUGCAACAAAGGUCAUUGCUUAUCUUUCAUCAUGUUGUAAAAGCUCUAGCUUCAAAAAGACUUAUUGAAGACAAGAGAACAUUUCAGGAACUGACUAUAUCAGUAUACUCCUUCAUACUCAAUCUAUGGCAUGAGAAUACAGAAUUAUUUCUCCGCCAUAUACAAGAAGGAGCGGCUACAGAAUUGAUAACAGAGCAUUUGGAAAAGGCACUUCUGUGUUUAAGAAUAUUGAGAAAAUUAACAGUAUUUGGUUUCAAAAAACCACAUGAAAGUCAGGAUGCCAUUGCUUUUCUCAAUGUCGUGUUUGACAGGGCUAAGACGAGCUUGGAAUGCAGAAAACUACUAAAAGGCCGUGGGAUAUAUCCUUUAGAGUUAUGCGAAAAGUUUAUAAUUCACCUGACAAAGGUGGCACUUGGAGUUUUGUUUUAUCAGCCCUUAUCCUACAUUCCUCUUAUUCGACCUUCUUUGGAGUUUGCUCUAUACUACUGUUUCACCGAACAAGGCAUGUCCCUAACAUAUGAACGAUUCACAAUACAAUGUCUUAACAUAUUUAAAGGGAUAUUGCAAUGUGUCGAAUACAAGCUUCCUAAAGGAACAGAACCAGUAAAGGAGCCUUUGACGCUCCAAGCUCACCAGAUGAAGACGGAGGUGUUGGACCAGAACACAGUGUGCCACAUGUGCCGCCACCUCGUGACGCAUUACUUCCUUCUGAGUGGAGACGACCUCGCGCUGUGGGACGCGGAGCCCGAGAGCUUUGCCACCGACGAGGCGGGGGAGUCCUGGAAAUAUAGCUUGAGGCCAUGUACAGAAGCAGUCUUUAUGGAAUUGUUCCACGAGUUCCGAACGGUUCUCGCACCAGAGCUAGUCCGUCUCCUCGCCUCGCUGCAGGAGAGCCAAGUGUCGCCGGAUGACUUGCCUGCCAUUUUGAAAAAAGAUGCUAUUUACAAUGCCGUUGGACUCGCAGCCUUCGAUCUGUAUGAUGAUGUUGACUUUGACGAGUGGUUCACGAAUGUUUUAAGCCAAGAGCUUAAAAUUAAAGAUAAUAACUACAGAAUAAUCAGGAGAAGAGUAUGCCAGCUGAUCGGCCAAUGGUGCGGCGUGCGCGCUUCGCAGGCCCUGCGGCCGGCGAUGUACUCGGCGCUCCUGGAGCCGCUGACGCGCGCGGGCGAGGACCCGGCCGUGAAGCUCGCAGCCGCUGAAGCGCUGCGCAGCACGAUAGACGACUUCAACUUCAACGUGGAACAGUUCGCGCCCUACGCACCACACGCGCUCUCCGCGUUGUAUGAUCUCCUGGUGGAGUGCGAGGAGUGCGAGACGAAGAUGCACGUGCUGCACGUGGUGUCGUUCGUGACGGAGCGCUGCGGGUGGGCGGUGGCGCGCGGCGGCGGCGCGGGCGCGCUGUUCGCCGUGCUGCCGGCGCUGUGCACGCACGCGCAGCACCACCACAUGCUGCGCGCCGCGGCGCUGGCGGCGCUCGUGCACCUCGUCAAGGCGCUCGGCGAGUGCGCGCCCAACGUGCGGCCGUGGGUGCUGAACGUGGUGAACGAGUCCACGAAGCUGAGCGAGCCGGCGCACGUGUACCUGCUGGAGGACGCGCUGGAGCUGUGGCUCGCCGUGCUGGAGACGUCGUCCAGCGCCGACCCCGCGCUGCUGCAGCUGGCGCACAACCUCUACCCCAUACUGGAGCAGUCGACGGAGCACCUGCGGAUAGUGGUGUACAUAAUGCAGGCCUACGCGCUGCUGUGUCCGGAGGAGUUCUUCACGGACGCCGGCGCCAAGUGCAUGUGCCUGCUGGACGACAUGCUGAGCGACAUGCGCACGGAGGGAGUCAUCACCGUGCUCAAGAUGGCCGAGAUCUGCGUCAGCGUGGGCUUUCCCGAGAGGAACGCCUUCCUGGGGGUGAAGGUCGUCUGGCCCACGCUCCUCAGGGUCAUACACUGUCUUCUGGAUGGUGACGACUUACCAAUGGUCCUGUCGGUGAAGUUGUGUCUCCUGUCGCGGGUGAUACUGCUCUCCACCGAGCUGUUCUACAAGGCGAUACAGGAGGCGUCCGUCUGCCUCGUCGAAUACGACUCUGAUCCCGCCAAAGUGUUGAACAGAGUUCUUCACGUGUGGACCGAGAAGAUGAACCUUGUGACGCAAGUUGAGAGGUGGAAGGUUGUCGGGUUGGGCUUGGCAGCGCUCCUCACGACACAGAACGCGACAGUUCUCGAACGCUUUCCCGCCAUUUUGUUAAAUCUGACUGAAGUUCUCAAUGACGUCAUGAAGAUGGAAGAAUCAGGAAAUUAUAUCGAUGCGCUGGUGUCGCCGCCGGGCUCGCGGCCCGCGUCGCCGCUGGAGGGGCGCGGCGGCGCGGCGCGCUGGGAGGGCGCGGGCGCGGGAGCGGGCGCGGGCGAGGGCGAGGAGGGCGCGCGCUCGGCGCACGAGCUGCGGCGGCGCCGGUUCGCGGCCGCGCACCCCGCGCGCGCGCUCGACCUGCGCGCCGUCACGCACCAUCAGCUAGAAACACUAAAGAGUCAAGUGGGACCCGAAACCUUCGAAAGGUUACUACAAUCGACGGACAAGGAGACGCUCCAGCAAAUAAGAGAAUACAUACCUCUUUAAAUAUUUUUAAUAAAAAAUCCUCAUUUUUCAUUUCUCGUAUUCAUUUUGUACAAUUUCCGCACAAGGAAAUGUAUGUAUUUUUUUAAAUUAAUUCAAGAGUUUCGAUUGUGAAAGCAGACAUACCCUUUAAUUUUAAGGGUAUGUGUCCGAGGUUUUAUUGUUAGGAUUUUUUUUUAUAUAAUUCCGUUCAUUUUAUAACAUCCGAAUGCUUUGAUAUCGCGAUAAUUAAAAAAUAAACUAAUUAUAGUUUUUAGUUUUAUAGGUACAGCUUAUAAAUAAAAUAUAUACAUAAUUAUGUGAUAUACUUACGAUUUUCCUACACAGCUUUAAAUAUAAGGCGUUUGUACAUGGCAUUAUAUAUAUUUUCAAACAUGUUAAAUAAAUAAUAGGUAUUCCCAAUAACUGUUCAAAUUUUAAGAUGACUUUUAAAUCAUAAGAAAAAAAAGAUAGUGCUUUUAUUAAACUUAUCAGAAAUUGAAAAUAAAAAUUCGAGUUUUAUUUCUAAUUAGUUUAAAAUGUCUAUUACCUUAAAGUGAUCGUAAUUAUAUCUGGAAUAGAAGUAAUAUCAUAUGCAAUAUAACCUAGGCGUAAGGAGUUAUAUGCACAACAAAUUAUUUAAAAAAACAAAAAAAUUACAUAAAUAUUUUGCAUCCAUCAUUUAAUCAAUCAUAAAAAAAUAUCAAUCAUAAGUUUAGCUACAAAAGAAAUAUUAUUGCGGGUGAGAAUGAGGGAAAGCAUUAUGCAGCAUUUGAACAGCAUAGUAAGCAUUUGAACAUUAACUAUAAGGCGUUUAAAAUUAACAUUCGUGAAAAAAUAUAUAAAUUAAGAAAUGUUGCCUGGUAACCUAUAUUUUGUUUUAAUUAUAUAUUUAUAAUUGUCAUUUGGAUGUUCUAUAAUUAUAUAAAUUUAAGAGGAUUUACGUCGUUGGCUUUUAUCGAUUUGGCGAUACUUAUAAAUGUGCCGCGCAUAUAUUACGUAAAAAAUUCGUGAGAAAUAUUAUGAAAAAUUUCGAAAAUAAACCGAAGGUUCCCUUUGUGUUAUAUUAUUCAAUAUUUUGAUGUCAAUAAAUAAAUCUUGUGGCAAAAUGUUUUGGUAUAAAAAGCAAAAAAUAUCAGUACCGAAGAAGACGUUAGUAAUUUCUAUUACUCCUAAUUGUUUUGAAUAUUUUGUAAAUUUUAAAUCAAAUAUUACAAAUUAUUAAAAAAAAGUUUUAUUUUAAAUGACCGUUCACAAUUUUUCGACAGUUUAUCAUCGGUCUAUAUUUAUUUCAGGUUAUUGGUUUUCAAAAUAAGUAGCAGUCAUCAUGAAUAUCUGUAAAAUUAGUCUGAGUGAAAUGGUUUAUUGUAACAAGUUGAUCGAGAUAAAAUUAUAUUUUCAAUCGGUAUAAACCGGAGUUUUGGUUUAUUCUAAAUUCGGAAUUGUUAUUUGGGGGAAAUGGUUAUCAGUCUACUAGACAUUUCAAAAACAUAUGUACCUUCCAAAAUAUUCUAGGUAAAAAGGCAUAUUUUAUAACCUUUUAUUAUCAUAGAGAUUGAAUAAAUGGCAACAUUUCUUGCAAUAUAAAAAAAUAUAUAAAUGUUUAUUAAAAAAAUAGUAAUGGAAAAAAAAUGUAUUUCAUCUCAAACAAAAAUGUAUUGUAAUUUGUAUAUUAAUUUUUAAGAGCAAUAAUUUGUCGGUACUAUAUUUGCUUGUAACUUUAAAAUCAAUGUACACGGUUAAAAAUCUAUU
Molecule: messenger RNA, 4987 nt
Organism: Vanessa atalanta (red admiral)
Lineage: Eukaryota; Metazoa; Arthropoda; Insecta; Lepidoptera; Nymphalidae
Gene: Impbeta11
Product: importin-11
Exons: 17
Coding region: 227-3259 (1010 amino acids)
Biological process (GO): protein import into nucleus
Cellular component (GO): nuclear envelope; cytosol
Molecular function (GO): small GTPase binding
Source: RefSeq, a predicted model, not a curated record